Molecule: messenger RNA, 1777 nt
Organism: Musca vetustissima
Lineage: Eukaryota; Metazoa; Arthropoda; Insecta; Diptera; Muscidae
Product: beta-catenin-like protein 1
Exons: 5
Coding region: 1-1737 (578 amino acids)
Cellular component (GO): spliceosomal complex
Source: RefSeq, a predicted model, not a curated record
AUGGAUAUUGGAGAACUAUUAUCCUUUAAGCCUGAGGCUACCCCUAAACGUUCGCACGACGACGAUGAAGACUAUUCCCCCGAAAAACCCACUCGGCAAGAGGAAAAGAACAGUAAACGUUUGAAACGUAUUGCCCAAGCCAAGGAGGCAGCUGAAUUUGCAAAACCGGAAGAUCCUCCCAUACCACAAUUGUCCGGCGUUGCUGCAGCCUUACUGGAUCCGGAACUAACAAAUGAGGAACGUUUGAAUAUUCUAAAAUAUGUUGAAAGUGAGGAGGCUGAGGGUGAUGUUUUAGAUGAGCAAGGGCUUAAGAAAUUACUGCUCGUAUUCGAAAAGAAAAAUCUGAAGAAUCAAGAGCUGCGCAUUAAAUAUUCUGAUAACCCUAUCAAAUUUAUGGACUCAGAAGUGGAACUGCAUUCCGUGAUACAAGAAUUGAAGGCAGUGGCAACGGUACCCGAUUUAUAUCCUGUUUUGGUAGAACUAAAUGGUAUACCAAGUCUUUUGGAGUUGCUAAACCAUCCCAAUACAGAUAUUGCAGUGGCUAUUGUGGAUCUGCUGCAGGAGGUUACCGAUGUUGAUAUAUUGGGCGAAAGUAGUGAUGGUGCCGAAGUCCUGAUUGAAGCGCUACGCAAACAACAAGUCAUUGCCUUGUUGGUGCAAAACUUAGAACGUCUUAAUGAACAAAUCAAAGAAGAAGCAGAUGGUGUCCACAACACCUUAUCGAUUGUGGAAAAUCUUACCGAAAUGAAUAAUGACAUUGUGGCCGAGGCAGCCCAACAAGGCCUUUUGGCAUGGAUAUUGAAACGGCUAAAACAAAAACCCCCUUACGAUGCCAAUAAAUUGUAUUGCAGUGAAAUUCUCUCCAUACUCAUUCAAACAAAUUAUGAUAACAAAUUAAUGUUGGGUGAAUUGGAGGGAAUUGAUAUCCUUCUACAACAAUUGGCUUUCUACAAAAAACAUGAUCCCUCCAGCACUGAAGAACAAGAAUAUAUGGAAAAUUUAUUUAAUUGUAUGUGUUCCGCAUUGAUGGCCAAAGAAAAUCGUGAAAAGUUCCUUAAGGGAGAAGGUCUGCAAUUGAUGAAUCUUAUGCUCAGAGAAAAGAAAAUGUCACGAAAUGGUUCGUUGAAAGUCCUCGAUCAUGCUAUGUCCGGGCCAGAUGGUCGUGAUAAUUGUAAUAAAUUUGUGGACAUUUUGGGUCUGCGGACUAUAUUUCCUUUGUUUAUGAAAACUCCGAAGAAAAGUAAACGUCUUUUGUCGGCUGAUGCCCAUGAGGAACAUGUUUGUGCUGUCAUUGCCUCAAUGUUGAGAAAUUGUAAGGGUGCCCAAAGGCAGAGACUGCUGUCGAAAUUUACGGAAAAUGAUCAUGAAAAAGUGGAUCGCUUGCUGGAGCUACAUUUGAAAUAUUUGGAAAAGGUGGAGGCGGUCGACAGGGAAAUUGAUCAGCAACCAAGGGACGAAGACCUCGAUGAAACCGAAGAAGCUGAACAAAAUUACCUCAAACGACUAACUGGCGGUCUAUUUACCUUACAAAUGAUCGAUUAUAUUAUUUUGGAGAUUAGUGCCACCUCCGAGUCCAUAAAAUCACGUGUAUUACAAAUAUUAAAUUUGCGUGGUGCUUCUAUGAAAACGAUACGCAGUGUUAUGAGAGAAUAUGCCGGCAAUUUGGGCGAUGACGGCGAUGCUGAUUGGAAGGAACAGGAAGAAAGUCAUAUAUUAUCAUUGGUCGAUCGGUUCUAAAUUAGCUUUAUUAAUAAUAAAAAAUAUAGUUUUUUAUUAA